Molecule: messenger RNA, 6138 nt
Organism: Lytechinus variegatus (green sea urchin)
Lineage: Eukaryota; Metazoa; Echinodermata; Echinoidea; Temnopleuroida; Toxopneustidae
Product: coiled-coil domain-containing protein 33-like
Exons: 21
Coding region: 159-3260 (1033 amino acids)
Cellular component (GO): peroxisome
Source: RefSeq, a predicted model, not a curated record
CGCUAGCUAGCGCUGCGUGCAAUCGAGCUAGCUUUUUGAAACUAUGACAACAUGACCCCUGACCAGCUGUUGCACAUACGGUUUGCCUCUUUGAGUCAGGACUUGUACAUGCUAAAUUGUAGAGGAGAUCUGAGUCCCAAAGUCGUAGAAGAAACACCAUGAGCCUUGCUGGAGACAACUCAUUCGUCUUCUCAUUCAAACUCAACAAUGUUCUCAUCAAUGUUGUGGGAAGUGUCUUUGUACGGCUCACCAUCUCGUCUCCAUUAAGGAAGGAUCUUUUGAAGGAUGUUGUCAACCAAUCAGGCGAGUCUGGAGAAGAGGUCAAAGGUCACAUAUUUGUCACUGAUGCGGUGACAAUAUCUCCAGAGUCCCAGUAUGGAUAUCACUCAUUGACCAAAAAUGAUGUCACAUUCUAUUUACCUAAAGGCUUAUGUCAAGACGGAAGAGGUAAAGAGGUGAUCCUGGAGAUAGCCGUCUUUGAUCAGAUAGAGAAUGUGAAGUUAGCCGAGGCCUCAUUCCUCAUUUACCCAAGAGAUAAGAAAAGCUCACAUGUAGGACCCAGUGAGGAGAUAUACCAAAAAUCAGGAGAGCUGUUACUUGUCACAACACUCAAAGAGGAAUCUAUCCUAGUCCAGCUUGGCAAAGUGAAAUAUGAAGCCAGCCUACGAUUACAAGAGACCCCCUCACCAAUCCCCUCCACCCCAUCCCCUCUCCCCUCCCCUACCAUGGUGCCUACACCAGAGCCAGAACCACUACCAGAAGAGAUACCAGACUCCCAGCCAGAACCUCCCCCUGUGACUAUACCAGAACCAGAGCCGGAACCGGUGGUCAGGCAGCGCACUCCAACCCCUCCUCCUAUGCCACCAGUGGUAACCUUUGACCCUCCAAAGCGUAGAGAACCCAGCAAACCAUCGGGUAUGGUCGCACUUCCAAAUCAUGAGGAAGUUGUUGUAAUCAUUCAUGCUGCCAGUGGCCUGACUCUCCUCCAGGACAACUCUACCCCUCGCCCUUAUGUACUAGGGAAAAUUGUACCUGGUUCUUCCAAUGGCAAGACAGCUGCUCCUCAGGCAAAGACUCCCUGGCAUAGCACCCACUCUACUGUUGAUCCUACUCUGAGUCCUGUAUGGGAGGAUGUUAUUUGCUGUAAGAUACCUGCCCCUGAAAGUUCCUCAACUCAAUCUGAUGUUCUGACGUUGAAGAUUGUUGAUCAACCUACCAGAAUUGACAUCUCUACAUUUGAGCUCCCACUCUCCUUGCUUGAACCAUUUCAUCACUAUCACUUAGACCUAGUACAGGCGAUACCUUUAUCACCCAGUUCAAUCCAUCUAUAUGUUACCAUCUAUCGUAAGCUCAGCAUGCUACCUGAAUGUGGAGAUUUCUCCUUCCAUGGUCUUGAAGUAAGACUAGUAUCAGUGGACCAUCGUCUUUAUGAUGCUAUGGGUUGCAUCAUGGCUGUUACCAAGAUCGUCCCUGAUUAUCAGAAAUACAGAGAUGCUUUUCAUAACCACACUCAUCUGCUGAGUGUGGAACCUUUAGUGGUGGAGAUGCCGGUCCCUCAUCCAUCUUCAUUUCUCACAGCAACCAGGGGCAAACAUCAAGGUUAUUCACAGCUCUGGCUAGCCGAUGUUUCUGAAAUCACACAGCCUAAGUGGAACCAUUCCUUUGUCUUCUGCCAUGAGAGGGAGCUGGCAUCCAUGUUUGUCAGCACAGCAGCCGUGGUGGUUGAGCUUUAUGAUGUCAAUUCAGCCUAUGAUGGUACGAGAUGGCACCCUCAGAAACCUAUUGGGCUUGCAGUGGUUCUCUUGGAUAACAGGGUUUAUAAUGCUUUGACCAAUGACAGAGGGAAAUUAGGUGUUCGGAUUCCUAGUAUACCGCUUCAGAUGUGUGUUUUACCAACCCGUGGCAAGCAGACGCCUUCCAUCUCUAUUGCGCUCAGGUUACUUACGUCUCGGGUUCCAGAUUCUUUACCGUCCGUGUCUAAAUUGGACACCCUGCCGUCCGUCGAUGGUUUUGCCUCUCCUGAGACUCCUAGAGACCUCUUACCUCCAGCUGAACCCACCACUGGAGGUUUGAACCCAGAACCUGUCUAUUCUCCACCUACUACACCUCUGCCUCAACCACUGUAUGAUGUGAUAGUCAUAGACACUAGGAAAAAGCUGUCCCUGAAAGAUGAUGACCUCCCACCCAGUGAUGCCCUUCAGAAUCUCUUGGAUUCUAAUCCUCAAGAUCGCUUGGUUCAGCCUGGAGAGAAGCCUACAUCUACCAAAGGAUUGAUACCUACCAGGCUCCCGCCCCCUUCAGACAAGCCACAAUCAAAGGAAGGGAAAUCCCCUGUCAGUGGAGGUCAAAAUGAUCAGACGCUUCUCAACCUGAUCGACUCACAACAGAGGGAGAUUGAGAGCUAUAGGCAGGCUAUGAAGAGGAUGGGAGAGGAAAUGGUACAGCUACAGGACGCCCUCACAAGGAUAGAAGCAGACAACUCGCGCCUCCGUCAGCAGGCUAACAUGUAUGAGGACACGACCAGAGCGAUGGUGACUGAUGCCAAGCUAGAAGGCAUGAGCAAGGCAGAGAUGCUGGAGAAAUAUGUGACAUUGAAACAGGCACUUUCAAAGCAGGUAGCAGAGGCUGCUAACUACAGAGAAAAACUCCUUCAUGCUCAGAAUGAUCUUAUAAAGCACAAUGACAGGGAGAAGCGAUACCUGGAUCAGCAGGAGGCCUUGCUUUCCCAGUCCAAGCUCCUCCAGGAGAGGCAGGAUAAGGUCAAGAAGCUGGAGCAGGCUUGUAGGGAGCAGGAGAAAGCACUGGAGAAGAUGGAUAAAGCAUUGAAAGGAAAGAUAGGCAAGCAAGGAGUCAGAUUUAAAGAAGAAUCCCAAGAGAGCGCAGCACUAUCAGCAGAGAAUGCCAGAUUAAAAGCAGAACUAGAACAUAUGAAAGCUCUCUCUGCUUCACAACCAAGGGGAGGUUCAGCAAAUGAAGCUGAGAAGCUAAAGAUGCAAUACAUGUUAGAGAGAGCUGAGAGCAGAGUAUCGUCAUUAGAAAGAGAGCUCUUAGGCAAAGCCAAAGAAUGGGGAAAAGAGAAGGCGAACAUAUCACUAAGAUCAGACGAUUCUUUGAGACAACGCUCGUUACCACCCUUACCUUACUAUGACAGAGGUAAACCACGACAGGACUAUACUGAUGCAUACACAGAUAGGUCCUAUGGAGGAAGAAGACCUAGACUAGGAUAUGGGACACCUACAAGACUGAGUCCCCUCUACUAGAUCGAAAGGCCAGAUAUGUCUUAUCGUGGAAGAAGACCUAGACUAGGAUAGGGACCCCUACAAGACCGAGUCCUCUUUACCCGACCAAAAGGCCAGUUAGAUCCUAUGGAGGAAGGAGUCCUAGACUACGCUAUGGGGCACCUUGAAUUCCUCUCGACUAGGAUAAUAACUGUCAAAUGUGUCUCAUAGAGGAAGACUACCUACAGACUAUGAUAUUGGACACUUACAUGUACCAAGUCCUCUCUGCUAGAUCAAAGGACUAAAUAGUUCUUAUGGUGAAAGAUGACCUAGACUAGGAUAUGGGACAACUACUAGGUACUCUCUUCUAGACCCAAAGGCCAGAUAGGUCUUACGGUGCAAGAAGACCUAGACUAGGAUAUGGGACAACUGCUAGGUACUCUCUUCUAUACCUAAAGGCCAGAUAGGUCUUACGGUGCAAGAAGACCUAGACUAGGAUACAGGAAACCAACAAGACUAAGUCCUCUCUAAUAGAUCCGAAGGCCACUCUGAACUCAUCCCCAUGUUAGAAAAGAAAGAUUGUUGGAUCAUUAGCAGAAUGGCUUAAGUUGGUCAGCAAGCACUUCUAUACCUCAGUGAUGAUGUUAGCAAAGAUAUCAACAUUAUCAUGAUGAUCAAUCCCAAAUUGUGCCCUGAAGCAUAUUUAGAAUAAGAGGGUUGAUAUUCAAAGCUUAAUUGAUAUACUGGGAACAAUGCAAAUUUACCUGGAAAUAAAAAUAUAUUUCUUUGGCUAUUCAGUAAUCCCUUUACUUUAAUUGUAUCUUUGAUUCCAUACAUGAUUGAAAACAUUAAUCUGGAAAUAGAACAUAGGGUAUGCAUGUAGAUUCAGUUCAGGGUGUGAUUAUGGUAAAAGGGACAAAGUGGGAUGGCAGUAUUUUCAGCAAUAGAUUUACGAAGGACAAUGAAGUUGCUAAUAACAUAGCAAUGUUUAAUGACAUAGAAAUAAAAAAGCCUCAGGCAUAAGUGAAAGUUGUCUUAGCCUUUCAUUUGUUUGCUAGUAUAUAUUUUUGAAAUUUGAAUUUGUACCUGUCUUCUAUAUUAGUUUAUUCAGUCAAAGUGGCAUCAACAAUGAAGCUUUUAAACAGAUAUUUUCAUCCAUCAACGGUACAAGCAAGGUAUCUUUGAAAAGCUGAAUACCUUUUUUUCUCUCAUUUACAGGUCAGUUUGAUUUAUUACAUUAGCUUUUAUUCUUUUUCAAACCUUUUUUUUUCGAACAAACAGUACAGUGAUCCAUAUACAUUCAGUGGUGAUAGAAAGUUAGUGAAUCCCACUAUAAAAUAUAUGCCUUCAUUCUGAGUGUUGAAUGUAGACAAUAACACUACAAUGUUCAGCGAGCCCAGAGAAACAGACCUCAUUAAAUGUAAUAUUUUAUCACCUGACUUCCCAAUUAGAAAUAUAUGUAACAUGUCAGAACUUGAACACUUUUUAUGUAUACAGUUGAAGUUCAAUAACUUUUGAGCACCACUGCAAAUAAUAAUUUGUUACUUUCAUGUAAGAUUUUAUUGUUUGAUAUGGAUGUUUGGUUCAUAAUUGUUAAAGUAGUAGCAGAUUGACUAUGUGAGUUCAACCUCUUAUUCCAGCAUUAUGUAUUCAGAUGAUUCCAUCCAGAGUUCUUUUCUUCUCAGUGAAUAUCCGUCCAAACAGCUUCAUCCAUCCACUUUUUACCAAAUGAGCAGUUGGCUCAUGAAUAUCAAAGUAAAUUUGAGAAUACAUUUUCUGUCUAUCACAGCCCAUUCAAUUUCUAGUUAAAUUCAGACAUCAUUGUGAUCAUGUUAUUUUAUCAAAAGUUAUGAUUUAAUACAAAUUAAAAGCAAAAGUCUGGAAUCCAAAAGGCUGUAGAAAUAAAUCACUGGACACUUGACAAUUCCCUCUCAUAGCUAUCCUAUCAACAUUCCAAACUAGAUCCACUUCUGACACCAUGUCUAUCAUAUGACAAGGAAAAUCUGCUACUUGCCCUUAUAAUUUUUUUUCCUCAACACAUUUUUCUCCCUUUCUAUUUUUACUCAAUUUUUUUAGUCAACUCAGUAUACCUUUCAUCUCUUUUCAAGUUUUACUUUAUCGCUAAAUGUAUUCAGUGUAUCUCAAAUUUAAUAUAUUUCUUUUGAAGUAGCAAUAGCCUGCUGUAAUCCAUCCUUUGCAUUUCAAUUAUUUUUGUGUACUUAAUGAAUUCCAUGGAAUAUGCACACACACAAAAAAAAACAUUAGAAAAAAAUGUACAAAUCGAAUUACAUUUGGAGAUAAAGUUCAUGUUUAGAUAUUUUGCUUCCCAACUCAAUUUUCUUCAUUUUUUGAAUUAUGUAGCAAACUGUGCUUUUUAAUCUGUGCUUCUCCUGAUCUUGCCAGUACAUUAUUUUGUUUAUUUCUAUAUUCGUGUAUAUAUGUAUGAAAUGUAAUGUUUAUCAAAGAUUUAUAUGAAAGUGUACUUGGGAAUACAAAAAUUGUAGACUUACGGAAGCUUUGUUUAUUAAAAGGAAAAAGAGUAUUGAUAUUUUGUUACAUAAGUGAAAUGAUGAUACAAAUGUGAUUUGUAUGUUAUUAUUCAUGUUUGAACUCAAAUGGUAAAUGAAGCUCUUUGGGUAAGCAGAGUAAAAGAUAAAGAAAAAUACAACUAUAUUGAUACACACUAUUGGAAAGAUAAGUUUUGUUUUGGGAUUCAGAUGGAGUCUUAAAUUAUAUUAAAAUCCAACUGAAGUCAAACAUUAUAAGACAAUUUGUAGUAAGAGCAAAAUCUCAUGUAUUAAGGUGUUUUUCUUGGUAAAAAAAAUCUUUGGUUUUCAAUUAGGCCUAAUGAUGAAUCUGGAUUAGAAAUAAUCAGUAAACAUACACUCCAGUUUUGGAUAUUAUCAUGGCAUGUAUUCAA